Molecule: messenger RNA, 2056 nt
Organism: Sitodiplosis mosellana (orange wheat blossom midge)
Lineage: Eukaryota; Metazoa; Arthropoda; Insecta; Diptera; Cecidomyiidae
Gene: CCT7
Product: T-complex protein 1 subunit eta
Exons: 4
Coding region: 142-1776 (544 amino acids)
Biological process (GO): protein folding
Cellular component (GO): chaperonin-containing T-complex
Molecular function (GO): ATP hydrolysis activity; ATP-dependent protein folding chaperone; ATP binding
Source: RefSeq, a predicted model, not a curated record
AGUCAUCUGUGGAGAAUCUGUCAUUCGCAUAUAGGCACGGCUAUAUUCAAACCGAGCUUCAUAUAGUUGCUAAGAGUUGAUACACCGCUGUGAAUUUUUCGUGUUUAAUUUGUUGGAAAAAUUUAGCAAAUCCGCAACAAAAUGAUGAAAAUGCAACCACAAAUCGUUUUGCUGAAAGAGGGCACGGAUACGUCACAAGGAAAGCCGCAAUUGAUAUCAAACAUAAAUGCGUGCCAAAUGAUUGUUGAUGCAGUGCGUACAACACUCGGACCCCGUGGCAUGGACAAAUUGAUUGUCGAUGUGAACGGUAAAGCAACUAUCUCGAAUGACGGUGCGACAAUCAUGAAAUUGUUGGAUAUUGUGCAUCCGGCCGCCAAGACUCUGGUCGAAAUUGCCAAGUCACAAGAUGCCGAGGUCGGUGAUGGUACCACCAGUGUUGUACUGUUGGCCGGUGAAUUUUUGAAGCAAAUCAAACCAUUCGUUGAAGAAGGCGUUCAUCCGCGCAUUAUUAUCAAAGCUGUUCGUCGUGCAUUGCAAUUGUGUCACGAGAAAAUCAAUCAAUUAGCAGUGAAAAUCGACAAUUCAAACCCAGAAGAACAGAGAGCCCUGUUGGAAAAGUGCGCAGCCACCGCACUAAACUCGAAAUUGAUUCAUCAACAGAAGGAAUUCUUCUCGAAAAUGGUCGUCGAUGCCGUUCUCCUUUUGGACGAAUUGCUGCCAUUGAACAUGAUCGGUAUUAAGAAGGUGAGCGGUGGUGCCUUGGAAGAUUCACAGCUGAUUUCGGGCGUUGCUUUCAAAAAGACCUUCUCAUAUGCUGGCUUCGAAAUGCAACCGAAAACAUACAAAAACUGUAAAAUCGCCUUGCUUAACAUUGAAUUGGAAUUGAAAGCCGAACGUGACAAUGCGGAGGUGCGCGUUGACAAUGUCAUUGAAUAUCAGAAAGUUGUUGAUGCCGAAUGGCAAAUUUUGUACGACAAAUUGGCUAAAAUUCACGAAUCGGGCGCCAAUGUGGUUCUAUCGAAACUACCAAUCGGAGAUGUGGCCACACAAUAUUUUGCCGAUCGUGACAUGUUCUGCGCUGGACGUGUCCCAGAAGAAGACUUGCGGCGGACAAUGAAGGCUUGCGGUGGUGCCGUUAUGACCACGGUCAACGAUUUGAAUGACAGCGUUUUGGGUAACUGCACACUGUUCGAAGAACGUCAAAUCGGUGGCGAACGUUUCAAUAUUUUCCAAGGCUGCAUCAACGCAAAAACAUGCACCCUGAUCUUGCGGGGAGGCUCCGAACAGUUCUUAGAAGAAACUGAGCGAUCAUUGCACGAUGCCAUUAUGAUUGUUCGUCGUACGAUCAAGAAUGACUCAGUCGUUGCCGGUGGCGGAGCCAUCGAAAUGGAAUUGUCAAAAAUGCUACGCGAUCACUCACGCACAAUUGCUGGAAAAGAACAAUUGCUAAUCGGCGCCAUUGCCAAGGCUUUGGAGAUUAUUCCACGUCAAUUGUGUGACAAUGCCGGUUUCGAUGCAACAAACAUCUUGAACAAAUUGCGUCAAAAGCAUGCACAAGGAAAUGCUUGGUACGGUGUUGAUGUGGGCAAAGAGCACAUUGCCGACAAUUUCGAAGCAUGCGUCUGGGAACCAUCAGUGAUUAAAUUGAAUGCAUUACAAGCAGCCGGCGAAGCAACCUGCUUGAUUCUGUCUGUGGAUGAAACAAUCAAAAGUCCCAAAGCAGGUGGCGAAGCACCACAAAUGCCCGGUCGCGGUAUGGGACGACCAAUGAUGUAAUCUGAAUCAACCCCAAUCUAUCAUUCAAUAUCACAAAGCGAUCAAAACCAAUUGCAUCUGAUUAAAAACGCAACUUAAAUAUUCUCCAGUAUAACAUCAGUCAUCAUAUUUUCGCUCGGCAUUGCUUAAUUUCUUUGGUUAAUACCUCGAAGAGCGGAAAUUAACAAGAAAAUCAUUAAUUUUUACUAAUUUUCAAAGCAUUUAAUCAUAUAUUUCUAGCACCACGAAAUGAUUAAAAAAAAAUAAUAAACAAAAAGUUUCAUUAAGCUUUAUCACACAA